Babesia bigemina is the source of this 2013-nucleotide messenger RNA. Its product is annotated as DEAD/DEAH box helicase, putative. Lineage: Eukaryota; Apicomplexa; Aconoidasida; Piroplasmida; Babesiidae. The record is from RefSeq and is a predicted model, not a curated record. Bases 1 to 2013 code for a protein of 670 amino acids. Gene Ontology annotation, molecular function: nucleic acid binding; ATP binding. The transcript is spliced from 6 exons. Gene Ontology annotation, cellular component: nucleolus.
AUGGAGCAUCCGGACUCAGACGCGCAGGAGAAGCCAACCGAACCGGAGGAGAACCACGACGAGUCCGGAAGGUUCGAAUGGGCGCCGCUCGAGUACGACGCCGCCCUUCAGGCGGAAGGGCUCUUCGGACUCGAGGUUCUGCAGGAUGAAAGCGGCCUUCCACCGAUCAAGAAGGCCAAAACUGUCAAAGAAAAGGCUAAGAAAAAGAAAACGCCAGUAAAGAAGCAGGCAAAAGAGGAAGAGGAGGCAGACACGUCGGAGGAGCUUCCGGACGGCGAAAUAGAGAAAGCAACCCGCGCCUGGAACAGCCUGCUCUUCGACGAUUGGGAGAUACCGAUCCAAGUGCGGCGCAACCUUCAUGCGGCGGGUAUGCUCCUGCCCACGACCAUACAGAAAUUGGUGUUCAAGCCCUCUCUAACCGGCUCUGCAAACAUCGUGGCAUCGGCAAAAACGGGAUCCGGCAAAACACUCGCUUUCUCACUUCCCAUCAUUCUGGCGUUGCUGAAGCACGAGCGAGCAGGUGAGGAACGACCGAUACUCUGCCUGGCCGUUCUCCCCACCAGGGAGCUCGCCCUACAAGUCAAGGACACCAUAGCGAUGUUGCUGAAGGGCACUUCGAUGAGCGUGUUCGCGCUCAUUGGAGGCAUUGCCAUCCAGAAGCAGGAAAGGGUGCUCAAGUACAAGCCUGAAGUCAUCGUCGCCACGCCCGGCAGGCUCUGGGACGCCAUGCAGGAGCUCGACAUGAAAUUCGACCUGAAGUACCUGGUACUGGAUGAAGCAGACAGGCUGGUCAGCGACAAGGCCUUCAAGGAGCUGGGCUCGAUCGUGGCGAAGGUCCGGACCAGCCGCACCCAGAACUUCAUCUGCUCCGCCACAAUGCUGAACAAGAAGAAGGAUCUGAAGGUCAUUUUCAAGAUGCUCCAAAUCAAGAAUCCGACCGUUUGCGUGGCCUCGCACAAGGGGGACGUGGUCAUGCCCUACGAUCAGUUCGCGCAACAGAAGUUUUUCAAAAUAAAGGAGGACGAAGAGACGUGCAACACGACCUUGCCGGAGAACCUCAAGUUCCAGGUUGUCAAGUGCUUGGACAACGAAAAGGAGCUCAAGCUCGUCGCGUAUCUGAUGGAGCACUACUCGAACGUGGAUCACGGCAGGACCAUCAUCUUCGUGAACAGCAUCUCCUAUGCAUACCGGCUGGAGCCCCUCCUCAGCCUGAUCCUCUGGAGGGACAAGCACGAGCUCAGGAUCGCAAAAUCGCACUGCAUGACCCUGGACAAAGAAUCCAAGGUCAACUACAUCACGAGCUUGCACUCGAGGCUGCGGCAGAAGCAGCGCCUCAAGCGGUUAGAACAGUUCAACAAACAUGACAAGGCCAUUAUGGUGUGCACUGACGUGGCUGCACGGGGCAUCGACCUGCCCAAGGUGGACGGGGUGGUGCACUUCCAGCCGCCGAGGAACGCAAGCCUCUUCAUACACAGGUCGGGGCGCACGGCGCGUCUCUCCGCACAAGGUACGCGUUCCAGCAGCGCGCUAAUGAGUGUGCCAGGCGCUGCAAUAUGCAUCUGCGAGAGCUCGGAGGCCGAGACGUGGGAGAAGCUGUUCAAGGCCGUUAACCGGAGGAUGGAUGACGAGGAGGAGAUCCUGGGCUGCAUUCCGCAGAAGCAAUACCAGCGUUGGUCACCCGCAGAAGUGCCGUCAAAUGUCGCAGGGUACAAGAAGCUGCUAAUGUUGGCGAGCUCCAUAGAGGCGCAGGAGCACCAGGUUGGCGGCGGGAACGGUAUACGAAACAACGUGUUGCAGCUCACGAAGAAGGCCAAAACGGAAUCGUGGCUACACACCUUCGCCAAACAGGCGGAUAUCGUGCUCAGCGAUGAGGAAUCGGACGAGGAAGCCAGGCACAGCCGAUCGACGACGUACAAGCUCCUCAAAGCCGGGAAGAGGAAACUCCUCAGCGUAAGUCCCAAACGCAUCGAAAGCCCAAAAGAAACGCAGUUGCGGUCUAAUAAUGACGGCUAG